AUGUCCGCCACUAUAUUUAACAACAUCGAACAACUACCUCCAGAUGCCCUUUUCGGUAUCAAACAAAGAUAUUCCAAAGAUACCAGAUCUCACAAAGUCGACUUAGGAAUUGGUGCCUACCGUGACAAUAAUGGUAAACCAUGGGUUUUACCAAGUGUCAAAUUAGCAGAACAUUCCAUCCAUUCCGACCCAUCAUAUAACCAUGAAUAUCUAAACAUUUCCGGAUUAAACGCAUUCACCACCGGUGCCAGUAAUAUUCUUUUUGGUCCCGAUUCCAUAGCAAUCAAAGAAUCAAGAAUUGUUUCCAAUCAGUCUGUUUCAGGAACAGGUGCUCUUCAUAUCGCUGCUAAAUUCAUCUCCAAAUUCUUCCCUGAAAAGAAAAUAUAUUUCUCAAAACCAACUUGGGCAAACCAUCAGGCAAUUUUCCAAGCUCAAAAUUUACAAUGUGAUUCAUACCCAUAUUGGGAUGCAGCAACGAAAUCAAUCGAUAUGGAAGGGUAUUUGAACGCUAUCAAAACUGCACCAAGAGGAUCCGUUUUCGUAUUACAUGCAUGCGCUCAUAAUCCAACUGGGUUAGAUCCAACUAAUGAACAAUGGGCUAAUAUCUUAGAUAUGUUAAAUAUGGGAGAUCAUUUAGUUCUUUUCGAUUCUGCGUAUCAAGGGUUCGCAUCUGGUGAUUUGAAUAAAGAUGCAUACGCUGUGAGGUUAGGUGUGGAGAAAUUGAGUGAUAAUGUACCAAUCUUCGUUUGUCAAUCAUUUGCUAAGAAUGUAGGGAUGUAUGGGGAACGUGUUGGUUGUUUCCAUUUGGUAUUACCAAGACAAUCUAAUGAGGAUGAAACUGCAAAGGUUAAGGCUGCUUUAAGUUCUCAAUUGAAUAAGAUUGUUAGAAGUGAAAUUUCAAAUCCUCCCGCUUAUGGUGCUAAAAUUGUUGCCCAGAUUUUAAAUGAUGAGAAUAUGACCAACCAAUGGCAUAAAGAUAUGGUUACAAUGUCUAGUAGGAUUAUUAAGAUGAGACAUUCAUUGAGAGACAAACUGAACGAAUUGGGGACUCCAGGUAAUUGGGAUCAUAUUGUUAGUCAAACUGGUAUGUUUUCAUUCACUGGGUUGACAGCUGAUAUGGUCAAAAGAUUAGAAGAAGAACAUGCUAUUUAUAUGGUUUCUUCUGGUAGAGCAUCUAUUGCCGGUUUGAAUGAACAUAACGUGGAUCAUGUUGCUAAGUCUAUCGAUGAAGUUGUUAAUCAUUAUUCUUCUGAAGCUAAGUUGUAA
This is a messenger RNA of Naumovozyma dairenensis CBS 421, 1266 nucleotides long. RefSeq names its product aspartate transaminase AAT2 (gene AAT2). The transcript has a single exon. NCBI's taxonomy places the organism in Eukaryota, Fungi, Ascomycota, Saccharomycetes, Saccharomycetales, Saccharomycetaceae. Gene Ontology annotation, biological process: L-aspartate biosynthetic process. Gene Ontology annotation, molecular function: pyridoxal phosphate binding; L-aspartate:2-oxoglutarate transaminase activity. The record is from RefSeq and is a predicted model, not a curated record. Gene Ontology annotation, cellular component: cytosol. The coding region runs from base 1 to 1266 and encodes 421 amino acids.